Messenger RNA from Condylostylus longicornis, 5781 nucleotides. RefSeq names its product insulin-like receptor. Lineage: Eukaryota; Metazoa; Arthropoda; Insecta; Diptera; Dolichopodidae. Gene Ontology annotation, cellular component: axon; insulin receptor complex; membrane. Bases 867 to 5594 code for a protein of 1575 amino acids. Gene Ontology annotation, molecular function: insulin receptor activity; insulin receptor substrate binding; ATP binding. Gene Ontology annotation, biological process: cell surface receptor protein tyrosine kinase signaling pathway; protein phosphorylation; positive regulation of kinase activity. The transcript has 15 exons. The record is from RefSeq and is a predicted model, not a curated record.
AAGUAUAAAAGCAUGAUUUUUUUAUGAGAAAGUAAAAACAAAAAACAAUAUAAUUCAAAUAUGUGGAUAUAAAUUAAAAUAAAUUGUUUGUAAACAUAAUUUUAUUGGUUCGUCAUACUUAGAAGUAAAAAAUUUUUCAAUUCCCUUAAGAAGAAAUGUUCGAAUCUAAUAUAUACAAUUAAAAUAGUGUGGUUACUUCAAUACAUUUGUAUUCUUCUAAUAACAAUACCUAUAAAAAAAAGUUGUAAAAUAAAAAUGUGAAACAUCAUUCGAGAACAACAUGAUUUAUUAAAAGUGUUUACAUACCUUUUAAAUAUGUUUUAAUUUUAAUAAAGCAUCUGCAUUUGAUGUAGGGUUAAGGAACGAAUAAAACUGUUUUUCAUUUUUUCACUAUGUGAGAAUACCUGUACGAAGAUUUUUUAAGUAAAAACAGUAAUCGCAGUAAAAUUUUUGUGAUGAGAUGCCAUGGUUAUCAUAUAAAUCGGUCACAGUUCCCACAUAGAAUAGUGAAUACUAAAAUAAUUAACAAAGUUCAAAAUUAAGAAAUUUAAAAAUAUAUAUUUUUUUUUUAAAUUAGAAAAAUUAGGAGAAAGUCAACAAUAAUUUUAAUUUAAGAUUUUUUUUUAUUAGAAAAAUUUAAAUCAAUAUUAAGUAUAAUUAUAUUAUUUUUUUUUAUAUUAGAAAAAAGUAAAUUAAUAAUGCAAGCAUCUACUUUUGUUGUUGGCAAAGUACUUGAUGGUUUUUUUUUCUUUUGAAAAAUGUACAAUAAAAGUGUAGUAAAGUUACUAAUAUAAUUUAGAAUAUAAGAGUAAGGUAUUUUACUGUCUUCUGUACCAAAUUAAUAUAAUCCAAAAUUAAGCUACAAAAUGCAAGGGGCAAAUUGUAAUACUGUUAAUUUAAGGACCGGCAUUAUUAAUAAGUGUAAUUCAAACGUGCUUUCAUCACAGUUAAUUGAAAAAAAUAUAUUAGAAGAAAAACAUGAAGUUAUAACAUUUAAUAAUAAUAGUAAUAAUAAUGAAAAUACCGAAAAAAGUGUACAAGAGACGCAAUAUUUAAAUAAUUCGGAUGAAAAUAUAUUUGUAAAGCAAAAAAAUUACAAAAAAUGUCGGAUAUAUAAUAAUACAAAUGCAAGUUUUCCUAUUCAUAAUAAUAAUAAUAACAAAAAUAAUAAUAAUAAUAAUAAUAAUAGUAGUAAUAAUGAUAGUUAUAAUAAUGAUAACAAUGAUAAUUCACUAGCAUCAACGGCUACUACUCCAAAUAGUACAAUAUUUUUUUGCAUUAAUGAUUUUUUUGGUUGUAGUUGUUUAAGAAUUAGAUCGAAAUUUAAAACAAGAACUAAAAGGCAACAAUUAAAACAAUUUAAUAAACAGUCGCUUAAUUUAAACUUUAAUAUUACAAAUUUUAAUUUUAAAAUUAAAAAUUUAUUUUUAUGGACGCUAAAAUGUCAAUUUUUAACAAAUAUUUUGAGAGUGUUUUUUGCGUUAUACUUAGCGAAUUCAUUAUUCUUAGUGUGCGACAGUAGCAGUGUGAAAAAUAAUUUUCUUCAAAAAAAGCCUUCUGAUAUUUUUAUAAAUAAUUAUUACAAUUUAACGGAUAAAUAUCAUACAAAUUCUGUAUAUAAGCGAGAUAUAUCUUAUAACAGAGCCGUAUUACAUAAUUCUAAAGGACAGGUCAUAUGUUCAUCAAUUGACGUUCGAAAUGAUUAUGAGGAAAUAACCAAGCAUAAAAAUUGUUCAAUUAUUGAAGGAUUUUUGACUAUAACAAAUUUGGAGCUAAAAGACGAUGUUGAGAAAUACGCUUUUCCUAAACUAACAGAAAUUACAGAUUUCCUAAUGGUGUAUAGAUUUAAGGGAUUAAAAUCAUUAAGUAGUAUAUUUCCAAAUUUAACAGUUAUACGAGGGACGAUACUUUUUGAACAAUUUGCAUUGAUUAUUUUUGAGAACAUUAAUCUUGUUGACAUUGGGCUUUAUUCUUUAUCGAGGAUAAAACGUGGUGCUGUACGUAUAGCGAAUAAUGCUGAUUUAUGUUUUGUUGACACUAUUAAUUGGACUAAUAUUGUUGCUAACAAUGAAAAUAAUUUUAUAUGGGAAAAUAAAGAUAAAAGAGAUUGUCCUAAAUGUCCAAGGGGUCCGAAUGCCACGGAAGGAAUAUUUGAGAAGGAGCCUGCUGAUUGCAGUAAUACAGGAUGUUGGAAUCAUUUCUACUGUGAAAGAAUUUGCCCAUCAGCUUGUCCUAAUAAUUGCCUAAAUGAAAAAGUUUGUUGCAAUUCAGAAUGUAUGGGAUGUAGGGAGACCCCGAAUCAAUGUAUAAGUUGUCGAGAUUUUGUAGAAGAUCACAAAUGUACCAAAAGUUGCAAACCUAAAUUCCUAAAGUACUCAGAUCGAAGUUGUAUUACUACUGAAGCAUGUUACACAAAACAAAAAUACCAAAAUGAGCAAGUUCAAAUGGCUGCAGUUUCCGAAGAAGCUUGCGUAAUUGACUGUCCACACGGUUAUAAAAAACUCAGUGUAAAAACAGAGACAGUUCCAGUUGGGCGCUACUGUGAGAAAUGUAAAAAGGGAGAUUGUGAGGAGCAAUGCGAGGGUGGACCCGUAGACAGUCUUGCAGAUGCAAAAAAAUUUCGCGGCUGUUCUAAUGUUACAACAGAUUUAAUCAUUAAUUUACGGCAAGGUGGAAAACAUCUUAUGGAAGAGUUAGAAGAUUCAUUUGAGAGUAUUCGAAUUAUUCAUACAACUUUGCAAGUGGUGCGUUCAUUUGCCUUACCUUCUUUAGGAUUUUUCAAAAAUUUACGAGAAAUUUCUGGAGUUGGUGUUUUGCCAGACAGUUAUUCAUUCUAUGUGUUGGAAAAUAGUAAUCUUCAAGACAUUUGGGGUGAAAAUCAAACUGUUGAAAUAAAAGGAGGAAGAAUAUUUUUUCAUUUUAAUGAAAAGCUGUGUUACUAUAAAAUUGAAGCUUUGAGGAAACACAUGUAUUAUAACGAACCUUUUCAAGCAACAGAAGUCUCUAAUACAACCAACGGAAAUCGUGGGUCAUGCAAUAUGACAGUUUUAUCGACGCAAGUUGAUAAAGUUGAUGUUAAAGGAGCUGUAAUACAUGUUUUGAAUCCUAUAAAAUAUUCUGACCCCAGAUCGCUAAUAUCUUAUCAGUAUUAUUUAAUUGAAGCACCGGAUGUAUCAAAAAAUAUUUCUAAAUAUGAUUAUCGGAGUUCAUGUGGAAAUGACGCAUGGACAAUCUAUGAUCGCACGAAAGAACCUUUUGAUACGUUUCUCUUUAACCCCUUAAAGCCUUAUACUCGAUAUGCUUACUAUGUUAGAACAGAAACUAUUGCGGAUCAACCAAACGGUGAAAGUAAGAUCGAUUAUUUUAUGUCAGCUCCUGGACAACCGGAUCAAGUUCGAAAUUUACGUGUUAUUAAUACUACAAUUAAUUCACUUGAAAUUGAAUGGCUCGCACCUAACAAACCAAAUGGAAUAUUAGUCUUGUACGAAAUUAAAUUAAAACUAUUAGUAGAUCAUCCAUUAAGAAGUGAAGAACGUUGCAAUCACACCGAUAUUAAUGAGGUAUAUUAUGACACUGUCCAGCCGUCGAGAAAUAAUAUUGAAGAUAGUUGUAGUCAUUGCACUUGUGACAUUCAACAAGAGUCACAAAAAUCAAGCAAAAAGGGACCUGAAUUUGUAGAGGAUGAUAUUCAUUUUGAAAAUGCUCUUCAAAAUUUUAUAUUUGUGAAGAAAGUUAAUGAGACUCCUGUACAUUCUAAUGCUAUUAUUAAUCGAAACAGAAGGGCAAUCGCUGAAGAAGAAUUUCCUAAAAAAAUUUUUACUGAUAAAAAAUAUGAUUCGACUGGAAAACAAAAUUUAUGGCAUAAUAACACAACUGGAACAUUUUACGUACAAUUUUACAAGGAGGUGGCAGCAAAUGUAACAAAAUUCACUGUAAAUAAUUUGAGACAUUUUGGAGUGUACAAAAUUGAAAUAAUUGCUUGCCGAGAAGGCAAAAUAGAACACAAUUGUAGUGAUCCUAACUCAAGGGAAGCAAAAACCGAUUUCAAAAAAGACAGUGAUUUUGUAAGAGAUUUGCAAGUCGAAUCAGAAAGAAGUAACAAUACUGGCGUUACAGUUUUGAGAAUAUCUUGGUUACCCCCAGAAGACGCAAAUGGACUCGUUCUUUAUUAUACAGUGCAUUCCAGGAAAGUAGAUUUUGAAAAUGAAGAACCAAUAUCACGAUGUGUUUACAUGGAAAAUCUUAUAGUUAACAAUAUUUCAAACCGUUUGACAUAUAAAGAUAAGUUUUCGGCAGGUCGUUAUGAAAUAAAAGUAAAAGCUAAUACUCGAAUACCUCGGCAUCUUAGAAAAUUUUCAGAACCCGUUUAUAUAACAGUUUACCCUGGUAGUUUACAGGUGAUAGAAAUAGUUGGAAUCGUUAUAGGAAUAUUGAUAUCUUUGGGAAUUUUCGGUCUUAUAUUAUUGUACGUGAAGCGAAAAUAUUACGCGCAACAACCUGAUUUAAAAUUAAUUACAUCAGUCAACCCUGAAUAUGUGAGCAUGCAGUAUACUCCAGACGAAUGGGAACUACAACGAGAACAAAUAAUUCAGCUAAGAGAAUUGGGACAAGGUUCUUUUGGUAUGGUUUACGAAGGUGUUAUUAAAAAUUAUAAUCAAUUACAAGACAAUACGCCUUGCGCUAUCAAAACUGUAAACGAGAGUGCUACUGAUGGUGAACGAAUAAAGUUUUUAGAAGAAGCGCACAGAAUGAAACAACUAAGUACACAUCAUGUGGUUAGAUUACUAGGAGUUGUUUCCCGUGGUCAGCCAACUCUGGUUGUUAUGGAAUUGAUGAGCAAUGGAGAUUUAAAAGCAUUUUUGAGGAGACAUCGUCCAGAUCCUGAAAAUUUCAGAGAAGGGCAACCUUUACCCCAACCUCCAACAUUAAGAAAAACACUUCAGAUGGCAAUCGAAAUUGCGGAUGGAAUGUCAUAUUUAUCAGCAAAAAAGUUUGUUCAUCGCGAUUUAGCCGCAAGAAAUUGCAUGGUCGCUCAAGAUUUAACCGUAAAAAUUGGAGAUUUUGGAAUGACACGAGAUAUAUAUGAAACAGACUAUUAUAGAAAAGGAACUAAAGGACUUUUGCCAGUGAGAUGGAUGGCCCCUGAGAGUUUAAAAGACGGUGUUUUUACAAGUGCCAGCGAUGUAUUUAGUUAUGGUAUCGUUUUAUGGGAAAUGGCAACAUUAGCUUCACAACCAUAUCAAGGCUUAUCGAAUGAUCAAGUAUUACGGUAUGUAAUUGAUGGAGGUGUUAUGGAAAGACCCGAAAACUGCCCAGAUAUACUAUAUAAUUUAAUGGUUAAAUGUUGGCAACAUAGGCCAUCAUUAAGACCCACUUUUUUUGAAAUUAUUGAAAUACUUUUGGAAGAUGCGGAUCGGCAUUUUGCGGAUGUAUCAUUUUAUCAUUCGCCUGAAGGAAAAGAAAUUAGAGAACAAAUGCAUUCAGUUGCAGAUUUAGACGAUGUAACAACACCUCUUAGAUUAGGAUUUAAUACGUCUAUGGAACAACCAGACAGCAUUAUCGAUGAUAAUGAGUCACACUCCCCAUUUAGAUGAAACAUUUUUAGUUAAUUCAGCAUAAUUUAAAAACCAAUGGACAAAAUUUAGGCUAUAAUAAACACAUUCAUUGUAUAUAUACCAUUAAAUAAAUAGUCAAAAGUAAAUAUAUUUUACUUGAAUUUUAUUAGAGAACUAAUAAAAUUUGAAUGUUUUAAAUUCGCAUUUUGAAUAUUUGGCAAAAAUA